AUGCACAUAUCGUUGUGCCAUGGCUCCGUCGUCACAGAAGAGCGAGCGCGAAACCUGACACGCAGGAUAUUGUUAAAGUUGGACCUUCAUAUUCUUCCUCCUUUGGCGUUGUUAUGGCUUGCAAACUUCAUUGACAGAACCAACAUAGGCAAUGCGAGGAUUGCCGGAUUGCAGACAGAUACGCACCUGCAUGGGAAUCAGUUUAAUACGGCACUAGCAGCAUCCAACUGGAUAUUGAAACGCAUGAAGCCCAAUCGCUGGCUUCCAUUUAUUGUCAUGGCCUGGGGCGUAGUGACUACGCUGAGUGGUCUCGUGCAAAGCUUCGGAGGACUCGUCGCUAUUCGGGUAAUGCUUGGUUUUUGUGAGGGUGGUUUACUUCCGGGAAUCAUACUGUAUCUCAGCACCAUCUACAAGAAGCACGAGCUACAACUCAGAGUCGGAAUCUUCUAUGCGUCCGCAUCACUAUCGGGUGCAUUUGGAGGUUUACUGGCUACAGCUAUCAUAAAAAUGGAAGGAGUCGGUGGCCUCGCUGGAUGGCGAUGGAUUUUCAUACUCGAAGGCAUUGCAACAAUUCUUUUCGGAAUCAUUGCCGCUAUCUUCCUUCCUGCUGACAUUCAAUCGAGUAAAUUUCUGACGGCCGAGGAGAAAGCUUUUGCUUUGAGGCGCUUCCGAAGCGGCAACACUGCAGCAUCGCAUAUUCCCUUAUCCGAGGCUGCGCGCAAGAUUCGGGAAGAGAAGGGCGAAAUUGAGCAUAUUGGAAAUCUGAAAACGGGUCGUGCCAGUCAGGAAGAGGUUUACCAAGAGGACGAACAAUUCGAAUGGGGUGAAGUCAUUCGAGGCUUCGCAUAUCUGGGCCUUAUCGUUAGCCUGUAUUCCUACUCCCUAUUCUUACCGACUAUUAUUGCUGGCCUGGGAUUUUCUGGUGGUGCAGCUCAACUGCAUACGCUAUCCUUCUGGACCUUGCAUCCUAUCUAUUCUUCCAAACAACUCGAGUGGACAUUACAAGAAGGCAACAACCACGUGAAUGAUGCGCCUCGGUAUAUUCGUGGACAUUCUAUUGCGCUCGCUUUCGUGUGCUUGGCCUGGAUUUUAAUCGCAGCUAAUGUGGCAUAUUGUCACUGGGAGAAUAAAGCACGGGCAGAGGGAAGACGACAGAAAAGCAUAGAGGAAUAUCAGGAGUUGUGGGAUGCAGGAAAGACUCGUGCUCCGAUUGGUGACCGUAGUCCGGACUUCCGUUUCACUCUGUGA
Messenger RNA from Fomitiporia mediterranea MF3/22, 1248 nucleotides. RefSeq names its product MFS general substrate transporter. Gene Ontology annotation, cellular component: membrane. The transcript is spliced from 15 exons. The record is from RefSeq and is a predicted model, not a curated record. Lineage: Eukaryota; Fungi; Basidiomycota; Agaricomycetes; Hymenochaetales; Hymenochaetaceae. The coding region runs from base 1 to 1248 and encodes 415 amino acids. Gene Ontology annotation, biological process: transmembrane transport. Gene Ontology annotation, molecular function: transmembrane transporter activity.